Molecule: messenger RNA, 393 nt
Organism: Strongyloides ratti
Lineage: Eukaryota; Metazoa; Nematoda; Chromadorea; Rhabditida; Strongyloididae
Exons: 1
Coding region: 1-393 (130 amino acids)
Source: RefSeq, a predicted model, not a curated record
AUGGUUAAUCAUAAACAAAGUGCAGUCCUCUCUUUUGCAGCAGUAGUUGGAUUAACAAUUUUUACUCAAAUUGCUAAAGGAUUUUUAACAUCAACAAAAGAAGGAGUAUUAUUAGCUGGUUUUAUAGGAUCUUUUAUAUAUGUAUUUUUACUAACAGCAGUAUCAAACUUCAAAAAUACAAAUUUUAAUUUUAUUGUAUAUUCAGGAAUUUUUGAUAUUUUUAUUUCUAUUGUUAUUUCUGCAAUUAUUAUGUCAUUUGUUCAGGGUGUUGCUGUUACUGUAACAAUUUUAUUUUCACUUUUUUGGACAAUGGCAUUAUCAAAUAUUUCUGAUAAAAAAUACAGUUUAAGUACUGGAGGGUCAUCAGUUGUUGGAAAGAAGAAAAAAAAUUAA